CCUGUUAUUUCCUGGGUUUGAAGAAUUAAUGGUUUUUUUUUUUUUAUUGUUCUGGUGAUCUGUUAGGAAAUUGGCCAUGUUUGGAGUUAUUUACCAGUGUGUCCCUCAACUGGAUUUUCAUGUAGAGAUUUGGUGUUGUUUCGCUAGAUAUGUUUGAUUGGAACGACGAAGAGCUCACAAGCAUCAUAUGGGGUGAGGCUAGUGAAAAUGGCGAACAUAUAGUCCCUUAUCCAGCUGGAAAGGAAGAUGAUCAGCCCAAGAAAAUACAAAAUGAUGACAUCGCGACCCUUAAGCCUAGUGAACAGAAGCCGCUCGGGGCAAAACUCGAUCUCCAUGGCAUGAAGCCGGAAUGCUUCAACGGAAGCAACAAAAAUGGAGGGAUUACUGUAUCAAGCUUGGACUCGUGGCCAAAUCUGUCUUCAUCAGAAGCUGCUAAAGAUGAGCAAGGAUCUGUUGGCGCUGGAGUGUCCGAUAAUGUGACAGAAAUUAAUGAAUGCAAUUCGUCUAAAGGUGGUGAAAAUGCUAUUUCUUAUGACACGAAGCACACAGCACAUUUUGAGUUGACUUGUGAUGUUUCUAAUACUUCUCGCCAAACAUCAAUUUCUCCAGCGGAGACAGCCCAACAUGAUGCAGAUACUGAUAUAUUUGGAAAUACCCAAGGUGAAGAGCAUUCUGACUUUGCUGACUAUGGAUGGGAGAAUAUCAGCAGCUUUGAUGACCUCGAUCGAAUCUUUAGCAAUGAUGAGCCAAUAUUUGGCCAAGUAAAUCUUGAUAAAGCUGAUGAGAUAUGGUCUUCUUCUAAAGAUGCAACAAGCAGCCCAGUAAGAUCAUUUUCCCUUUCUGCGGUUUCGCCCGUUUUGAUUUCUGGAGCAUUGACGACUUCAUCAGAGAUUCUGCAAGUGAAAACAGAAUAUGAGCAUCAAGAUGAGCAGUCUUUCAACCUUGGCUAUGACAAAAUGAAUGAGCCCGCAUCCAUUAGUUUUCAGCAAAGAAAUGCAAUUGUUGAACCGGUUGCAAAGGAUCAGAAGAAUAUGGCCAUGGUAGGAAAGACCCAUGCAGAAAAUUCUCGUCUUUUUGUUGAUAGUUCUUUUACCCUGAAUGAACGUGCUGAUAAGGUUUACAGGCACAAAACACUCCAUAAAAGCCAGAAGAAGUCCCCAGAAAAAGCUGAAGGGAAAUUAUCACAAGAUAUUUAUGGGUCCUGGUCUUCGCAUGUGGAUUUGGGGGGACAGUACAGCCACCAGUUAUCGCCUUUUCCAUCAUCUAUCAAUCAACUAAGUGGGAUUAGAGGACCUGAGCCUACCCAUUUCUUGCAGAUCUCUGAUCCAUGUGCACAAGCUGCUGCAUUCGGGAACUAUACAGAAUCAUUUCCAGGAAUACUUUCACCAACGAGCUUCCAAUCCGGGGAGGUCAAGUGUUCGAUCGUGUUUCCAGGGUACAAGGUGUCUUCUGCUUAUGUCGACUCUACAGAAAAGAGGCUUGAUUCCCCAGGAAAACCUCCUACAAUGACACCCCAGGAGAAAAUUGACAAGCUUAGGCGGCGCCAGCAAAUGCAAGCAAUGCUUGCUAUAAAGAAACAGCUACAGCAGUUUGGUGACCAAGUCUCCAGUCCUUCUGAUGCUCAAAAGCUUACUCUGGAAAGUCCGAAUCAGCAUAGCAAGGGAGCCCAUUUGGAAGUUGAUGAUCUGAGCAGUCUGCCUUCCAUUGAUACAAGUUCUUCUAUAGAGCAGGAUGGUUCUAUUUUUGUCUCUGCAGCUGUUGAUGGGUGUUCAAUUGAGGAUGUGGUGCUUAAUCGGCUUCAGGAUGUGAUUGCAAAGUUGGACAAUGGGACAAGAAUCUGUAUACGGGAUAGCUUGUAUCGCCUGGCUAAAAGUGCCGUGAAUAGGCAACACACUGGUAAUGUGAUUGGCACUGUUGUGAAUCCGCAAGAUGAGCAUGAAGUUUUGGCAAAGGAGGAAGCAGUGGCUAGUAACAGGGAGGUUAAGCCAGCUGAUGUUGAAACAGACACCAAUCCAAUAGACCGAGCAGUUGCCCAUUUGCUCUUUCAUCUGCCCUUUUCCACUAAACUUCCUGGAACACCCGGAUCAUCAAUUUCUCCGAAGCUCCCCCGCAAACACAAAGCACAAGAGGUGGCAAAUGUGCAAAAGGAGGGACUGUCCAAGAUCUCAAAAACUGAGCUGCAGUCCUCUCUUCAAGGAUCAGAAAGUACAGACCAGAUGACAGAUACCCAUCAGAUUAGCAUGGACACGUCCGAAAAUGCCUAUGUGCCAACAGAGGGUGGAGCUGGAGCUUUUGAAUCAUCGCAAGAGCAGUUAAAUUCGUGAUGGUAAUUUAUUUCUCGUCUCAUCCAUGAUCAUUUAGACUCUUCCACUACUUGGGUAUGAUGCUGCUAAUUUGGAGGUUCUCUUUUGUUCAGCUUGCUGAAGCUUCAUUGAGCGCGAUUUGCGGAGUCAGAAUCAUUUGCUUAAGGUGACAAGUCCGGGAAAGGAGCAACUUCAUUAGCAUCAUCUUGAUUAUGCCUAAUUUUUGGAACUUAAUUCUAUGUGAUAUUUCAGCCAUUGUGACUGAACCUGAUCUCGUUACUGAAAAAACUUAUUAGGACAGACUGUCAGUGAUGGUGUCCGUCAAAAGUUCUUAUAUUGCAGAAGUUGCAGCAAAUAGCAGGUGACCUCCGAGUAAUUUAUCAA
Molecule: messenger RNA, 2687 nt
Organism: Syzygium oleosum
Lineage: Eukaryota; Viridiplantae; Streptophyta; Magnoliopsida; Myrtales; Myrtaceae
Product: protein LNK2
Exons: 7
Coding region: 150-2324 (724 amino acids)
Biological process (GO): regulation of DNA-templated transcription; circadian rhythm
Source: RefSeq, a predicted model, not a curated record